Molecule: messenger RNA, 2325 nt
Organism: Oncorhynchus mykiss (rainbow trout)
Lineage: Eukaryota; Metazoa; Chordata; Actinopteri; Salmoniformes; Salmonidae
Gene: ttc33
Product: tetratricopeptide repeat domain 33
Molecular function (GO): protein binding
Source: RefSeq, a predicted model, not a curated record
UGAAUAACAAUUGAGGUUAACGGUUAAACGUUAGCUAUAUGAUAGCCAGUUACUAUCUAGCUAACAUUCAAACAUUAGCUUGCUAGUUAGCUAUAGUAACUCACUUUCCACGCUAGCCAAUUCAAUGUGAACAAACCUGCCUUUUUGACAUUCCAAACAUAAGAUUAGAAGUCUCAAGUGUCUGUCAGCAGUAGCGAGUUAUUUGCAAGCAGAGAGGUUUCACAAUUCUACAGUAACGUUACAGAUAAUUGACUCAUUUCUGUAAAAUAUGGCUUCGUUCGGCUGGAAAAGGAAAGUGGGCGAGCGGGUGUCCAAGGCAGCGGUGCAGCAGUUUGAAGCCGCAGCGGAGAAGCCGGAGGAAGAUGGAGUAGGCAAAGAGGACGAGGUGGACUGGCUUUAUGCUAUCAAGCGGCGCCGGGAGGUCCUGCUGGAGGACUGCGCUGCCAAAAGCAAGAGACUAAAGGAGGAAGGGGUGGUGCUGGCACAAGAGGGCAGGCACUGGGAGGCCGUUAAGAGGUGGGAUGAAGCCAUCCAGAUGACUCCAGAAAACCCUCUACUGUACGAGAUGAAGUCCCAGGUGCUGACCGUCCUGCAAGAGGUGUUCCCGGCGGUGCAGGCAGCAGAGAUGGCUGUGAAGCUCCGCCCCCUGUGGUGGGAGGGCUGGCAGACACUGGGCCGCGCCCAGCUUAGUCUGGGAGAGGUGGACCUGGCGGUGAGGUCUUUCCAGGUGGGGCUCCACCUGUGUCCGUCAGAGCGCCCCCUCUGGUUGGAGGACCUGGCGUGGGCACGGAGGCUGCAGCAGCAAAGACUGGCGGCACGGGACCGGACCCAGCGGGAGGAGGCGGCCCAGCGGGAGGUCCUGAGCGCUCCAGAGCUCCAACAGGACUAUGACUUUGAGUCCGAUGAGGUGGUGGCGGCCUGCACUGCCAUGGCCGACAGACAGCGACGCUAUGAGGAUCUGAAGAGGACGGCGGUGGUGGUAGACGCUGAGGGGAACGCAAGGGAGGUAACCGCGGAGGAGGAGGGGUCAGGGGACACACCCUCAUCACAGUAUCAGUUGAUCAAAGCACGAGGGCUAUGAGAUGUUUCUAAGAACUUAAAAGGGCUGAAAUGUGUCUCGUGAAAUGGGUAUUUUUGUUUGUUUUUGUUGAGUUUUCCAUCUUUAGUCUUAUGCAUGUCGUUAUUAUGUUUUGUUGUAGUAUACAAGAGACUGUGGGUGAUGACAGUAGAUUUAAUCAAGUCAAUUAUGCUUGUUUUUGUGUUUUAUGUAUACAGUCAGGUCCAAAAUGAUUGGCACCCUUGAUAAAGAUUAGCAAAAUACACUGGAUUUUUUUUUUUAAAGACUGCCCUGGCAGAAGCAACCGGGUUUUUGUCUAAAAUGUCCUGGGGCCUCAUUUAUCAACCAUGUGUAAAUUUCUCACAAAAUUCUGGCGUAUGUGGAGAUACUAGAAUUUGCAUGCACAUCAAAUUAGUGGUAUUUAUCAAUCUGUCCCUGGAACAUAUGCACAUGUUUUCAUUGAUAUAACAGAGCGAUGCAAUAUUUGUGUGCUUGUGAGCAAGUGUUACAACCCCCGCCAGUAAAAUGCCCUCCAUUCACCUUUUAUUGUAACAAAAACAAGCACAUUUGCUCUGCGAUUUGGAGAUGUUGGAACUGGGCCAUGCUAGUUUCUAAAAGAAAGUGCAAUGGGAAAUGUGAUCACGUUUCCUAAGAGGUGCGGGAAGAAUGUUUUAAUCUUUUGCAGUGACUUUUUCAAACCCCCCAAAAAACGCAUGCCGCCUGUAGCGAGUGCCAAACACUCUGUAAGAUGAAUUGUCCUUUCGAACAAUUUAAAGUAAAUGCUACAGCCGACAGGCAAAGGACACAUUGUUGUUCAAUAUUUUGUUUAUCAAUACGUGAUUGUCUCCAGCCUUGGUAUAGGCUCUGAGAAUAGUAGGAAUGUAACGAUUUACCGAUUUUAGGCAUCAGUUCCCGGUUCAAAUGUUUAAGAUAUAAGUGCAUCUGUCUGAGGAACCCCAAAUCUCUUAUUUUGUGGCAACUGCUCUUCUCCUUCGGUGUCGAACUAAGCAUGUAAUUGUGUCGACAGUCAUUGAUCUACAAGUCAUUGUGCAUGCGGAACAACCUCGGGCAAUAUCAGUAGCCUAGUCAAACUGCGCUAGGUAGCGUCUUUUCCUGAUCUGGAACAUCUGUGCGUCACCUUCAACAUUCAACUGUUUGUAAAAUGGUUUGUGCAAUAUUAGGCUUUAUUUGUUUUUUUUCUAUGAAAUGCGCUGUUGAAAUUGUGUUUUACCGAAAUAAAAGUAGCCUAAGCUACUGCUGGAAACAAC